This is a messenger RNA of Alnus glutinosa, 1805 nucleotides long. RefSeq lists its product as uncharacterized. The record is from RefSeq and is a predicted model, not a curated record. Gene Ontology annotation, cellular component: membrane. NCBI's taxonomy places the organism in Eukaryota, Viridiplantae, Streptophyta, Magnoliopsida, Fagales, Betulaceae. Gene Ontology annotation, molecular function: starch binding. The transcript has 5 exons. Bases 88 to 1584 code for a protein of 498 amino acids.
AAUAGAAUAACAGCCACCAGAACCAGAAUACAUCGACUCACCAGAAACAAACAAAACCCUACCGAGUCACAGUGAGUGAGCGAGCGAAUGAUGAACACCCUACCGAGUUCGUCCUCUAAGAUCGCCGUCGACAAGUUCCUUGUUUCACCUUUUCUUAAUAGACCCGAACCUCGUGUUUUACGGUCGCAGAAAGUUUCUGAUUUCGGGUUCUUGCAUUUGAUAACUGUGCAGCACAAGGCCAUACACCCGGUGGUUGCUUGUCUCUCAUCGGAAACCCAGGGAGCGUUGGAAACUGAAGAAACUGAUCCAUCGAAGAGUGUUCAUGUCAAAUUCCAGUUACAGAAAGAAUGCAUGUUUGGUGAGCAAUUUCUCAUGGUGGGGGAUGAUAUGAUGUUCGGCUUAUGGGACCCUUCAAGUGCAAUACCAUUGAAUUGGUCAGAGGGGCACGUAUGGACUGUGGAGCAGGAUAUACCUAUUGGAAAAUCAAUCCAUUUCAAAUUCAUACUAAAAGGAAGUACUGGAAAAAUCUUUUGGCAACCCGGCCCAGAUCGAAUUUUUCAGACAUGGGAAACUAGGAAUACAAUCACUGUUUGUGAAGAUUGGGACAAUGCUGAACUUCAGAAAAUAAUAGAGGAAGAACAAUUUGCUGAUCAGAAUGAACAACUAACGGUUAACGCUGAAAUGUUGAUUGUUGCUGAGAACUUGACUCAACCAAACGAGGAAUUGGUAUCAGUCAUUGCUGACUGCAAUACAUUUCCUGCAGAAAUAUCAAUUGUGGAACCACACAAGAAACAAAUUGUUGCUGAUAACAUUGCUCCUUCACCAGAGAAUUCUCCUGCAGAAAUAUCAAUUGGGGAACCACACAAGGAACAAAUUGUUGCUGAUAACAUUGCUCCUUCACCAGAGAAUCCCAAAGCUAUUGUUGCAGAUAAUAUAAGUUACUUAAAGGAGGACCCCAACGUGAAUGCUAGUAGCAAAGUGUUUAGUGAAAUGAUAAUUACUGAUCCAAUCGAGGAAUUCACGGCUAUCCCAUACAAGGAUUCAGUAAUAGUAGAGAACAUUCUUGGAAGUAAUGGCAGACCUCCGACAGUCAAAAACCUGAGAAGCACAGACAUUGAGGAAAACCCGAUUAACGAUCCGGUACUGGUUUCUGGCUUGACUCCAUUGUCAAGAGUGCCAGCUGAAGAAGCAAGCCAAGAUGAAAGUGAGAAAAGAAUUACAGAAGCCUCUGCUGCAACCCAUGAAGCUAAGAAUCACAACAUGCAGGAAGGAAACCAAGAUGAAAGUGAGCAAAGAAUUGCAGUUGAUGCCCCAUUGGGAGCCUCUAAAGCUAAGGAUCACAUAGUGCCAGAGUUGGAGGAGAAGCAAGAACAGGGUGGUGACCACCCACCUCAAGUAGCACCAAGAGAAAUUAACAAUGAUGAGGAAGAACAGCUUGCUAAUGGAUUUAAACAAAAGCGUCAUGUACCAAAAAGAGAAGAGCAGCCUCAAUCAGAGCCAAUCGACAAUAAGAUCUUGCAAAGUGACAUUCAAUGGGGCCGCAAAACGCUACAGAAGCUUCUAACUAGUUUAGGAUUGCUUUAGCAUCAACUUUUAAUGUGCUGGCAUUCAGUUUGGUUUGUUGUCAUUGUUGUGUGUACAGAUCAAGUUUGUUGCCUCAGCCUGAUAUUUGUUGUAUUCUAUGGUGUGAAGAGUGCUCAGGUUGUGAAUUUCCCUUACGAUUCUGUAAAUUUUUUUGGAAGAUACUAAUAAUGGUGAUUGUAAUUAUGCUAUGCAGUGAAAAAGCAGGUAAAAUUUUGACUAAA